This is a messenger RNA of Phytophthora nicotianae INRA-310, 1357 nucleotides long. RefSeq lists its product as hypothetical. The transcript is spliced from 3 exons. The record is from RefSeq and is a predicted model, not a curated record. The coding region runs from base 1 to 1248 and encodes 415 amino acids. Lineage: Eukaryota; Oomycota; Peronosporomycetes; Peronosporales; Peronosporaceae.
AUGGAGUCCGUGGGAUCUGACCACGGAGAAUAUGAUCCGGACGACCUGGACCUCCCUGCCUCCCGUCAAGCAACCGUAGCCACCGCUGCGACAACGACUGGACUGCCAGCAAUCACCCCUCGCAUUCGCGUGUCCGCUAUGUCAGAACUGAAAGAGUUCUCCGGGAAGGACGACGACGAGGAUCGUGCGCGGGUUUGGAUCGGCAAGGUGAAGUCAGCUUUCAUUCGCGAUCAGGCUCCAGACGACGAGAAGUGCCUGAAAAAGCUCGAGCCGUAUCUGCUGGUGGACGAACGGCAAUCGCGUAAUCGGACGGGCACAGAGCCGAUAACGCACAUCAAUAAGCUCCAGAUGUGCUUGCGCUGGCUAGGUGGGGGAUCUUAUCAUGAUGUGCGAUCUAACAGUGGAGUGAGUGUUGCGGCGUUUUACGCCUCAAUUCAUCAAAUCGUGGAUGCGAUAAUAGCUCAUCCAGAGCUACAGCUUGAGUUUCCUACUACAGAGCCGGCCCAACGUCAUGCUACCAAGGCGUUUGAGCGACUAGGCAGCUCUCGUAUCAUGAAGGGGUGUGUUGGCGCCGUCGAUGGGUGGCUUUGUCCUAUCCGAGUCCCACAGAAAAAAGAGGUUUCCAGGGUGCGAUCGUUCUUCUCUGGCCAUUAUCAGCGGUACGGUGUAAUCGUUCAAGCUUGUUGUGAUCAUCUAAGUCAGUUUACUGUCGUAACUUGCUCAAGUCCUGGUGGAACUGGUGACGCAGUGGCAUUUUUAAAGUGGAGAUUAUCAGCGAUUGUCAAGGACCUCCCCAAAGGACUUUACAUUGUCGGUGACAACCUUCGGAUUAGGAUCGAAAUGGCUUUCGGUCUUCUAAUCUGUAAGUGGCGUGUGUUCAAGGAACCUUUGGAAAUCAGCUUUAAGAGAGUGCCUCGUACGAUUUUAGCAGCUUGUAUUUUACACAAUUGGUGUAUCAAUCAGCGUCUUCGCGAGAACCGAAGCUACAGAGUUGAAGACGAUGAAGAUAUGGUUGAAGUCGUUGAAUCAACCCGCUUGGCAGGGGACAGAUCUGUUGAUUCUACAGUCGAACCUCAAGAUUCUUCAUGUUACCGUCGCCUGUACGAGUCUUCUGACCUGGUGGUUGACACAGACACGUAUAACAGCUCGGAGUGGGUUCGUGAUGCCAUCGUUGGAUUAGUUCCCAAUAUUUCUCGCCCACAACGCAAUAGGAUUAGACGAGCACAAGAAGAGAAGAAGAACGAAUAGAUAUCCAAGCUCAACCUUGAUGAUUGCAGCGCUUAAUCCAGACUAAAACAAGUAACGAUGAGAUAAAUAAAUCAAAACUCGGUUCGAGAUUUCCACCGGUACGACGAGG